AUGACACACGACACAAUUAUAAUGAGUACCCUGAUAAAUGAGUAUGGUUCAAUAUUCUCUAGUGAGAGAAUAGACCACUAUCCGCUGGAAUACGAAGAUUUAAAAAAGUAUUUAACGGAAAAUGCGAUUGAAGAUGAGAAUAUGAGGCUUAUAGUUGACGUUGAUGACUCGUACUUGUCAGGAGAGGGUGCUGGAGAUGGCGAGGAGUUUGAUAUCCAAAAUAAGUUAUACUUGGAGUACGCAAACUAUAGAUCAGGUCCAGCUGUUCAAAGACAGUUUUUGGACGUAAUAACGGAAAGGCAGGAGCAGGAGCUACUAGUAGGGAUGGUGGACGUAUUGAAAGAAAAGGUAAACAUAUACUCCCGCCACAUACAGGAGCUUAAGGACACUAUUGCGCACCAGAAGCAUGAAAACCCAGCAGAACAUGACCAUCGCCUUGACGAGUUGUUAUCUUAUAUGCUUUCUGCAAUGAUAAAAGGAGGGGUUGACUUUCACUCUCAAGUGGAAACCCGGGAUACACUAGAACUGUGUAGAAAGGGGAUUGACAUCUUAUUGGAACGGUGUCUUGCCGAAAAGAGAAAAUCAAAUGCUCAGUUACGCAAUAGUAGCUGGACUGAUAUUAAUGGAGCCCCAGAAGCGGAGCUGAAAACCGCUUUAGAAGACUUGCAGCUGGCGCAUAGAUUCCUCACGGAGAGGUACAGAGCAGACCGGAAACAAUCCAUGAAGCAAAUAGAGUACCUAUCAAAGGUCAACAAGGACCUUCAACAAGAGCUGCUGUCCUACCAUUCUAGGUUUUGCCAAGCACGCGACCAGAUACAAGCUUUUGACGUAACACCUCCCUCUACUAUUUCCACACAUAACACCCCACCUAGCGAAGAUCUUCAGAAAUCGCCUCGCUCAGUCCAAAGUAAUCUGAGUGUCCAAACUUCUACAUCGGCAUCCUUCCAAGUAAUGAAAAAGGAGUUCAAGAAGAUGCUUAAUGAAACCCAGUAUAGGUACGAAAUGGAAUUAAAGCAGGAAAGAGAAUUGCGCAGGAAGUUGGAAGAACAGAUCUCCAGCGGUUUGUAA
This is a messenger RNA of Eremothecium sinecaudum, 1068 nucleotides long. It is a transcript of the gene PEA2, whose product is annotated as Pea2p. The transcript has a single exon. The record is from RefSeq and is a predicted model, not a curated record. NCBI's taxonomy places the organism in Eukaryota, Fungi, Ascomycota, Saccharomycetes, Saccharomycetales, Saccharomycetaceae. Bases 1 to 1068 code for a protein of 355 amino acids.